Messenger RNA from Panicum virgatum (switchgrass), 2762 nucleotides. Its product is annotated as CRC domain-containing protein TSO1-like. The record is from RefSeq and is a predicted model, not a curated record. Bases 130 to 2142 code for a protein of 670 amino acids. Gene Ontology annotation, molecular function: DNA-binding transcription factor activity. Lineage: Eukaryota; Viridiplantae; Streptophyta; Magnoliopsida; Poales; Poaceae. The transcript is spliced from 11 exons.
GGGCACGGCGACCGCCUUCCUCUUCAACUGAAGCCGGAGCGUUCCAGGCGGCGGUGAUUGAGGAGCCGAGGGAAGAGACGGAGACGGCGCCGGCGGCGCGGGCGACCUCUCCCGACAUCGCCGGUGCGGAUGGACCCGCCGGAGAGCCCCCCAGCCCCAGCCGGUCGACCGCCAGCGCCAUCCGCCGCCGUCUCGCUCUACGAGGAUUCUCCUGUCUUCGAUUUCAUCAAUAGUCUAUCCCCUAUAGCAACACCCAAGCCUCUAGGUUCAGCACAAAAUGUCCAGCUAUUCAAGUCAUCUGAUUUACUACCUGAUUCAUCAAUCUUCACCUCGCCGCAAGUUAAUCCACAAAAGGAAUAUAAACCUCGAACCAGGGAUGGCUACGUUCAACUUUCUGAAGGACUCAGUCCCAGUUGCCAAAGGAAUCGGAUAGGGAUUUCUAGCCGCAUUGAACUGUCUGGACCCCCAACAAUUGCUUCAGAAAAUUGUAGUCCUUCUGAGUAUGCAACAAUUUUGCCAAGCAAAUGGCCUCGGCCCAUCCCGCUUGGUAGUGAAAUCUUGAGAGAUGCCAAGAGACAAGAUACUGAUGGUAAAGCAGAUCAUAAUCCAGAUAUGGGGCAAGUAAAGCUAUCAAGCACAUGCUAUGAUCAUAAUGGCCUUGACCAAUUGGACUCAUCAUCUUCUGGAAGAAAUGUUCAGGAGAAUGAGCUGACUAAACAGUAUAAUGAUGACCUAGCAGCUUGCACUUCAAACCUUUUGAUCUCACGUUCUGGUACUGGUGAUGAUGUCAUGUCAAAAUCAGACCUGUCACUAGAAGCACAACAAUUGACCUGGAAACUAAGAAGUGAUGUCAUAUUUAGCAAAUCCUUAAUGCCAAUGGCUCAAGGAAAGCUGGAGGAUUCAAGAAGAGAACUUUUUGAUGGGUCAACUGGCUGUUAUAUCCAAAGUGUUGGUGCCGCAGAAGGUGUUGCAACUAAUCAUGACCCACAAAUGCUCCCUGGUGUUAUUCAAAGCCAGUUGGAUUCAAAUGAAUAUUUCUUUGACACAUUCAAAGUUCCCAGUGAUGGCAUGGCAUUGUCAGAGCAUCAAUGCAGUGGUAUGCAUAGGCGUAGCCUUUUUAAUGAGAAGGUACGGACAUCUGAUUUGAGCGGACAAAGUGGCUCGAAUCUUCAUCAUAUAAAUAUAUGUGGCGAUAACUACCUGAAGCCUUCGCAGUCCCCUGUGUAUGCAUUGCCUGGUAUUGGUUUGCAUCUGAAUGCUGUUGUCUCGAAUGCAUCCAACACCAUGCCAUUCACAAGUAGUCUUCCACUGCCACCUGAACAUAAUAGUCCGACAACAAUAGUUUCUUGCAGUGAGACGGGUCUCUGUAGCAGUGAGGUAAACACUCUUAUUCAUGAUGAUCAGUCUUCUCAGAAGACCAUGCCUAGUGCUGAUAAGUCUUGCCAAGAAAGUUACAAGAAGAAAAGGCCCAAGUUACAAAAUGGUGAUGGUGGCUCAUGCAGACGUUGUAGCUGUAAAAAGUCAAAGUGCUUAAAACUUUACUGUGCGUGUUUUGCUGCUAAAGUCUAUUGUUCAGGAUUGUGCUCAUGUCAAGGAUGUUUAAAUAAUCAUACUCAUGAGGAAACAGUUUCAUGUAUUCGCAAACGGACUGAAUCUCGUAACCCUCUAGCAUUUGCUCCAACAGUAACACGCGCAUGUGAUUCUGGUUCAGAUUUUGGGGAUGACUCUAACAAUACUCCUGCUUCGGCUCGGCAUAAAAGAGGCUGCAAUUGCAGGAAGUCUUCUUGCCUUAAAAAAUACUGCGAGUGCUUUCAGAGUGGUGUAGGAUGCUCCGUGAAUUGCCGAUGCGCAAGUUGCAAGAAUUCUUUUGGAAAAAGAAAUGGGGUGCUACUGCUAGCUAUUGAGGAAAAAUGGAGAAAGGAGCAAAAGCAAAAGGCACUUGCUCAAAGGAAGAGAAACUUGCAUUUGACAAACAGGAUGUGGUCAGUCAAUCUGGUGAUCUUCCAUCUACCGACGAUCUAUUUGCAACACCUUCGCUUGAGCCUUGCAGAUCUUCAAUCUUGCUUCCAUCUACAUGCUCCGAACCGCCAGUGCCAACAGCCGGUUGCUCUUCCCAACUGCACAACUCUCAGUCUCCCAUGAAGGCAGAUGUUUUGCUUUCUCCUAUUGAAACCUGUGCUAUGGAACCGAUUCUUGUGGAUGGUUCGUCAAAUAUCCAGGAAAUGAGCUCAUCUUACACCACCAGAGUCAAGGUUGUGUCACCCAACAAGAAGAGGGUCUCCCCCCUGCAAACUGGUACGGGAUUGUCCCCGAUCGGUAGGAGUGGCAGGAAACUUUUUCUGAAGUCCAUCCCUUCCUUCCCUUCCCUCACUGGUGAUGCUGAUAGUGAGCCCCACUAAGCAGAGUUCAUCAGCAUUUGGCACCAGAGUCAGGCUGACCAGUUAGGGAAUCCUGGAUCCCUUGGAAGCCGACUUCGCCCAAUUUUGUUUGACAAAGGGUUGAAUGAACUUGUUUUCGCUGUUCUAACAUAUAGAGAGAGUUAUGCUAAUAUUUCUCGAGUGCGAAGCCUAACUAUUCCACUGCUGCAUGUCAGCAUGUGAUUGACCUGUCGUUACCUAGUUGUUAGUCCUGUUCAUCCCCUUUGGUCUAAGGCCGUCAGUAUGUAGCUAUAUUUCCACAGCUCGUGGGCGAUAAGUGCAUAGGUAUCGAAGAAAAGAAUGCUUAAAUGUGGCAUCUUAAUAAGUUCAGUUCACUGUACUCCA